This is a messenger RNA of Cordyceps fumosorosea ARSEF 2679, 657 nucleotides long. RefSeq names its product acetyltransferase, GNAT family. Lineage: Eukaryota; Fungi; Ascomycota; Sordariomycetes; Hypocreales; Cordycipitaceae. The record is from RefSeq and is a predicted model, not a curated record. Bases 1 to 657 code for a protein of 218 amino acids. Gene Ontology annotation, molecular function: acyltransferase activity, transferring groups other than amino-acyl groups. The transcript is spliced from 2 exons.
AUGGGUCUCCAAGUAAAGUCCGCUGGCGAGCAAGACGCCGCGCGAUCCGUGGUGAUUGAAAAGGUAGCAUACGGCCGGGGCUCCAUUAGCGACAUCAUCUUCCCCGGCCCCGCGAGCGAGGACGCGGACGGCGCGCGGGAGGCGCAGAUGCUCAAGUCCCUCCGCGAGGACCCAGCGUCUUGCCUGUGGCUGCAGGUCGUCGACGAGGACCGGGUCGGGACCGGGCAGCACGGGAUGGUGUGCUUCUCGAUGGGCUACCUCUGGCUGUCAACGCCGCCGCCGCCGACGACGACGACGAGAAGGGUCUGGGGCCCCGGGUCGAACCCGGAGGCGUGCGAGCGGUUCUUUGGCGGCAUGACGAGCAAGUGGGCGGAGCGGAUGGGCAACAAGCCGCAUUUCUACUUGAAGCUGCUUCAUACGGACCCGACGUAUCAGAGGCGUGGAGCGGCAUCGAUGCUGCUGAAGCGGUGGGCGGAGCGGGCCGACGAGCACGGGCUGGAGUCAUACCUAGAGGCUACCGAGGAGGGACGGCCUCUGUACGAAAAGUUUGGCUACGAGACGGUGGACGUGUUGGUGACGGACUUUAGCAAAUGGGGUGGCCCGGACAAGUUUGAGACUUGCUUAAUGCUGCGAAAGCCCAAGACGGGCAGCGCUUGA